UUCCCCAUGUCUCAUGGUACCACAACCCUUGCCUUCAUGUUCCAGGGGGGAGUGAUAGCUGCAGCAGACACACGGUCCAGCUGCAAUGGGCUUGUGGCCUGCCCAGCCUCCCAGAAGAUCCUGCCUGUCCACUCCCACUUGGUUGGCACCACCUCGGGCACAUCCGCCGACUGUGCCCUAUGGAAGAGGAUCCUGGCUCGGGAGCUCCGGCUUUACCAGCUCCGCCAUGGCAGAAGGCUGUCCACAGCUGGCGCUGCCAAGCUACUAGCCCACAUGCUGCACCCGUUUAAGGGCACUGAGCUCUGUGUGGCAGCCACCUUGUGUGGUUGGGACGGAGGGGCGGAUCAGCAAGAGAACAGAUCAAACAUGGGGAAUGAAACAGACGAUCUGGCAAAGACAUCAGAAAGUGACUCAAUCUCUCAAGCAGAGGCACGGGGAAGGAAUCGGUGCCUCUCACCAGCCAUGAGUCGGCAGCACUGUUCUGCUGGAGGUAAACAGCUAGUGCUCUCUGGCCCCAGCUUGUACUACGUCUGCAGUGACGGGACUCGCCUGCAGGGAGCGCUGUUCUCUGUGGGCUCUGGCUCGCCCUAUGCAUACUCUGUGCUGGACGGGGGGGUACGGUGGGGGCUGACGGUGGAGGAGGCCAUCUCACUGGCCAGAGAGGCUGUGUACAGGGCCACACACAGGGAUGCAUACUCUGGGAACUGUGUCGAUGUGUACCAUAUCACCUCACAUGGGUGGACUCGCAGGGACAGAGAGGAACUGAGAGAGGAGUAUUACAGAGAGAAGGAGAGAGAAAGAGUGAAGGUGAAGGAAAGGAGGGAGAAACAGGAAGGAGUGGAAGAUGGGCAGAGCAGUGGUAGAAAGAAGUGA
This is a messenger RNA of Salvelinus fontinalis (brook trout), 873 nucleotides long. RefSeq names its product proteasome subunit beta type-11-like. The record is from RefSeq and is a predicted model, not a curated record. The transcript is spliced from 2 exons. Gene Ontology annotation, cellular component: proteasome core complex. NCBI's taxonomy places the organism in Eukaryota, Metazoa, Chordata, Actinopteri, Salmoniformes, Salmonidae. The annotation marks the transcript as partial.